AUGGCCGGCCAAGCCACAGGGGCAGCAUCACACCUACUCUCGACGCAGCGGGCGCUCGUCGAGACACUCACGUCGUUUCUGACCGUUGCAACCCACCAGAUUCUCUAUCUGCGUCGCCUGUACCCGGCCAUCUCAUUCCUCUCGACGCGGGCGUACAACUACCCGGUGCGCCAGAACCGGCAUCCCGCAGUGUGCAAUUGGAUCCUGGACGCUGUCGCAGCGAUCCGCAACCAGCUGGACAAGAACACCGUCGAGAAAGUCGCCCUCUGUAUCUACGAAUGCAAGAGCAAUCGAGUCCUCGAACGGUGGACGUUUGAUUUGCACUCUCUGCCAGCUGUCGCGAGGCGGGAUCGCGACAUCCCUUUUGGAUUGGCCUCCUCGGCCUCCACCUCCGCCGCCGCCAUCACUGACUCAAACCCACCAGAUGAGGCGGAGGGGUUAUUAUUGGCCCGCAGCCUAAACCUGACUGACUUGGAAGCCAACUUCCGCGCGACUUUGUCCCGCAUCAGCACUGCAGCUGCGAAACUUCGUCCCUUACCCGAAGGCCCGGACGCGCCAGAAUGUAGUUUCACCCUGGCAAUCGAAGUCAAGGACGCCGCGGACCGACCUGUUGGUCGCCUCGAAAAGGAAGAGCGCAAUUGGAUGGCUGCGGAGCCUGACGUGUUCGCUGGCCAUCAUGAUCCUGAUCGUGUCGCUCGACCUGUUUCCACAACACCCGGGAAUCCAAACAACCAAGCCGGCCAGCCUCGUCGACCGUUGUCCCCCAAGACUCAUCCAGUGCGCCGCCUUGAAACCGGUGAGCUGCGCAUGGAAGUCUGGGUCGAAGAGUCCGCCGCCAAGUUUGAGUAUGGUCCACCGCCGGAAUCUGCGUCACUGCGGGCCUCUGCAUCUGUCGCCCAGAGGCGAGCGAACAUGUCCUACGGCGCGGGCACGGAGAUGUUCCAUCCUGGCGGCGGAGAUGGAGACGAAGACGGAUAUGAUCUCGAGCCACCCAAUGUUAACCGCAAGCCACUGGGUGGUGCUACAACGGACUACCAUCGUGGGUGA
Messenger RNA from Capronia epimyces CBS 606.96, 1047 nucleotides. RefSeq lists its product as uncharacterized. The coding region runs from base 1 to 1047 and encodes 348 amino acids. Gene Ontology annotation, cellular component: zeta DNA polymerase complex. The record is from RefSeq and is a predicted model, not a curated record. Lineage: Eukaryota; Fungi; Ascomycota; Eurotiomycetes; Chaetothyriales; Herpotrichiellaceae. The transcript has a single exon.